Acanthaster planci (crown-of-thorns starfish) is the source of this 3079-nucleotide messenger RNA. RefSeq names its product VPS52 subunit of GARP complex (gene vps52). Gene Ontology annotation, cellular component: GARP complex. The record is from RefSeq and is a predicted model, not a curated record. Gene Ontology annotation, biological process: retrograde transport, endosome to Golgi; endocytic recycling; lysosomal transport. NCBI's taxonomy places the organism in Eukaryota, Metazoa, Echinodermata, Asteroidea, Valvatida, Acanthasteridae. Gene Ontology annotation, molecular function: syntaxin binding.
GUGUGCUGAACAAAAUGGCAGCGGCCGAGAGCAGCUCGAUAGAAGUUGGCCAAGACGAAGAGAGCUUAGACAUCCCUGAGCUGAACCUCGGAGUUCUGGAUCUGACGUCGGAUGAGUUCAUUCUGGACGAGGUGGAUGUUCAUAUUCAACAGAAUCUCGAGGAUGACGUGGUGAAAGCAGCCUUGGAAUCUGGAGUGGAUCUCCGGCAGUACUCCAAGCAGAUCGAAUCUGAGCUUCAAGCUGUCGAGAAUGCCUCCAUCCAGGACUACAUCAAAGAGAGCCAGAAUAUUGCCAGUCUUCACAACCAGAUUUCAGCCUGUGACACAAUACUGGAGAGGAUGGAGGAGAUGCUGAACGGGUUCCAGUCAGACCUGGGCAGUCUGAGUGCCGAGAUCCAGACGCUGCAGAACCAGUCCAUCGCCAUGAACAUCAAGCUGAAGAACCGGCAGGCGGUGCGGGGCGAGCUCAGCCAGUUUGUGGACGAGAUGGCUGUCCAGGAAACCAUGAUCAACCACAUCCUGGACACCCCGGUCACGGAACGCCAGUUCCUGGAACAACUCCACGAGUUGAACCAUAAGAUCAGCUUCGUCAAGGAGCAAUCCUUCAAAGAUGCUCUAUCCUGCAAGGACGUGCAAGACAUCCUGGAUAAGUUGAAACUCAAGGCUAUUGCAAAGAUCCGGGAAUUCCUUCUUCAGAAGAUUAACCAGAUGAGGAAACCGAUGACGAACUACCAGCUACAGCAAAACACGAUGCUGAAAUUCAGGUUUUUCUUUGAGUUCUUACUGUCCAACGAGAGGCAGGUCGCCAAGGAGGUUCGAGACGACUACGUAGACACCAUGAGCAAAGUGUACUACUCAUAUUUCAAGGGCUACAUCAGCAGGCUCAUGAAGCUACAGUACGAUGAGGUAGCCGACAAAGAAGAUUUGAUGGGCGUGGAAGACACGGCCAAGAGAGGAUUCUUCUCCAAGCCCUCCCUGAAAAACAGGUCCACCGUCUUCACGCUGGGGAACAGGGGAAGCAUCAUCACCACCAACCUGGAGUCACCGAUCAUCAUUCCACACGCGGCACAGAAAGAUGAAGCCAAGCACACGUUUGAGAGUCUUUGCCGCAGCCAGCAUUACGCCCUGCUCGACAACUGUUGCCGGGAGUAUUUGUUUGUUUGUGAUUUCUUCAUGGUUUCCGGCUCCAGUGCACAGGACCUGUUCAAUGCCAUCAUGGGCAAGACAUUGUCCAUGUUCUUGAAACACAUGGACAUGUACACCAAUGAAUGCUUCGAUUCCAUCGCCAUCUACCUGUGCAUUCACAUCAUCCUGAGGUAUCGAAUGCUGAUGCACAAGCGGGCUGUCCCUGCACUGGACAAGUACUGGGAGACCCUCUUAGAGAUGCUGUGGCCUCGGUUUGAGUACAUCCUAGAGCUGAACAUCCACAGCAUCCGGGAGGCCGACCCGCAGAAGAUGGGCUCCAUUGACAUCAGGCCUCACUAUAUUACCCGUCGUUAUGCCGAGUUCUCUGGCGCCAUAGUCAGCUUGAAUGAGACCUUCCCAGAUGAGCGAGUCAACCGUCUGCUGGCCCGGCUGAUGGCCGACGUGGAGAACUUCAUCCUGAGGAUGGCGGCCGAGUUCCCUGAACGAAAAGAGCAGCUCAUCUUUCUCAUCAAUAACUACGACAUGAUGCUCAAUGUCAUCAAUGAGCGGACAGCAGAGGAUUCUCGUGAGUCGGACAGCUUCCGACAGCUCUUAGAGGCCCGCACGCAGGAGUUUGUGGAGGAGGUCCUUCUGCCGCACUUUGGUGGAAUGAUAAUGUUCGUUAAGGAUGCCGAGUCUAGGCUAGAACGAGGACAGGCCGACCAGAUGAAGAGCCAAGAACGUCGCGUGGAGCAGUUGGUGAGGGACUUUGGCAGUUCCUGGAAGCCGGCCCUGGAGAUGAUCAACCAAGACGUCAUGCGGUCCUUCACUAACUUCAAGAACGGAACCACCAUCCUGCAGAACUGCUUGACCCAGCUGAUUCAGUACUACCACCGUUUCCAGAAGGUCCUCUCCCAGCCCCCCUUCAAGAACAUGGCGGUGCGCGGCGAGCUCAUCAACAUCCACCACCUCAUGGUAGAGGUCAAGAAAUUCAAGCCGGCCUUCUGAUAACCAAUUCCAGGUGCUGGCUUAUUCCACGACUCACACAUUUCAAGUUUGAGAACUAAUUGAUAGAUUCCAGGCUUCCUUUUUGGGUGGGAGCCAUUCGGGCCGUUCGCCUUGCCCACCAAACAUUUCAUUGAAGGUAUGCCCCUGCCAAAGGGGGUCUUGGGGCUUCACCCUCACCCCUACCCCUUCGGAAAAAAACCCCAAAUUGUCGGCCCUCCACCCCCUGCCUACCCCCCCCCCCAAAUUUGUAAGCCCCCAACUCUGCGGCAUUCUUGGGCAAGUCAUGCAGAAUUCUGUGCCUUUUGGGGGGGGGCUCUGUAUCAAAAACAGGUGGUUCACAAUGCAGUGGGACACCACGAGGUUGCCACCAGAGAGCCUUUCUACAGUGCAUUGUGGCAAAUCAGUCAACAAAGUUCUAUUCAUCAGCUGCACUGUACGCAGGGAAGUUGAAUUUUGUACCUCCAACGUUGGAAUGUACCUCCAACGGCUGGUAGGCCUAUAAAGUGGGAGGGGCAAAAUAACUACCUUUUCAAAGGUGGGGGGGACACCAGCCCCCAUCAUCUGCUGCUUAUGUGCAUUAUUAUCACAUGAAAAGAAUUGUUGGAUACUCGGAAAAUACCCCACAGAUGCAUUGCUAUAUCGAAUUUUGCCUCUGAGAAAACGUCUAGACAAGGUGCCUUUAACUUUGUCAACUUAAAAGGACAUCAGAACACCUUCAUCUAGGUGUAUUAAAAUGAGACUUUCUUUUCAGCAAACGAGUUUCAUCGAUUAUGUGAAUCACUGUAAAAAGUACCAUCGCGUUAACAUUUGAAGUGUGUAAAUAUUGAUGUCUUAUUAUCAUCUCAUUGGUAACAAAUGCAAUAGUGAAACCAGCUAUUUAAUCAUAACAUUUUGUGUAUUUCGAUUGUAAAAAACAAUUGUGAAUAUAUCAAAAGGACAUUGCAUCA